AUGCCCGCCGCACACGAACUACUCAAAGACACGACCUUCGGCUACCUCCUCCGCGCCGCCUUCGGCUCGAAAAUCCUGCCACACAGCGACGAGCAGCACUUCCCCGCCGCCUUUGCUUUCGCACAAGAAAAGCAGCCUUUGUCCGCCGUAUCGUCCCGCAAAGCCGAGCUCGACGCCGAGCGCCAUGAUAUCGAGGAGACGCAACGACGCGCGACGCUUCAACGGCACGACACGAGUCCCGGCGGCUUCUCGCGCACAUCUACGCUCGUCGACAUCGCGUCUUACGCGCUAGAUAAGAGCGAAAAGGCCGAUAAGCUGCUCGUGGGGUGGUACGGGCCCGACGAUCCUGAUAAUCCGCAGAACUGGAGCUCGGCGAAGAAGGGAUGGGUCUUGUUCCAGACGUGUUUCUUGACGUUCUCCAUCUAUAUCGGAUCGUCUAUCUAUACUGCUGGUUUAACGGACGUCGAGGAGACGUUCCAUGUUAGUACGGUUGCAGCAACACUUGGUCUGACUAUGUUCGUCGCGGGCUACGGAGUUGGACCAAUGAUCUGGGCGCCUCUGAGCGAGAUCCCGCAAAUAGGACGCCUCCCAGUGUACAUGUUCACCCUCUUCAUCUUCGUCCUCUUCCUCAUCCCCACCGCCCUCGCCUCGAACUUCGGCAUGCUCCUCGCAUUCCGCUUCCUCACCGGCUUCUUCGGUUCUCCCGCACUGGCCAACGGAGGCGCUACGAUCUCGGACAUGUUUCAUCCUAAGCACCGCGCUUAUGCGAUCACGCUUUGGGGUUUGUUCGCUACGCUAGGUCCCGUUCUCGGUCCGCUGGCAGGAGGCUUCGCCGCGCACGCCAAAGGCUGGACAUGGACGAUCUGGGAGCUGAUGUGGCUCUCCGGCGCAGCGCUCGUCCUGCUCUUCUUCUUCUUCCCCGAGACCUCGCCGGACAACAUCCUCUACCGCCGCGCCCAACGUCUGCGCAAAGCGACUGGCGACAAGAACUUGCGCGCACAGUCCGAGAUCGAUGCGGCGCAGACGAGUGCUCGGCAGAGGCUCGUGGAGGCGCUUAUUAUUCCUAUUACGCUGAACUUUUACGAGCCGAUUGUGCUUGUGCUGAACAUCUACAUUGGGUUGAUCUACGCGUUGUUGUACAUCUGGUUCGAGAGCUUCCCGAUCGUAUUUGGCGGGAUCUACGGUUUCCCAGACCAGCUCCUGGGACUGUCGUACAUCGGCAUCCUCGUCGGCUCGCUCUCCAUCACGCCAUUCUUCUUCGCGUACUUGAAGUACUACCAAGAGCCGCGCUACAGCGCUUCCGGAGAACUAAGGCCCGAAGAGCGUAUGCCCGUCGCGAUCUUCGCCGCGCCCAUCGUUGCCAUCUCGCUCUUCUGGUUCGGCUGGAGCGCGCGCGAGAACGUGCACUGGAUAGUCCCCAUCAUCGGCUCGUCGCUCUUCGGCAUGUCCGUGCUGCUCCUCUUCAACGUCGUCCUGAACUACCUCGCCGACGCGUACCCGCUCUACGCCGCGUCCGUCCUGGCGGGCAACGAUCUCGUGCGCUCCGCGUUCGGCGCGGCGUUCCCGCUGUUUGCGCGGGCGAUGUACGUGAAGCUGGGCGUGGGGUGGGCGAGCACGCUGUUGGGGCUGUUGGCGUGCGCGUUUGUGCCGAUUCCGAUCUUGCUGUACCGCUAUGGCGAGAGGAUCAGGAGGAGCAGUAAGCGCGCGCGGCACGAGUUCAACUAG
Peniophora sp. CBMAI 1063 is the source of this 1725-nucleotide messenger RNA. The record is from the annotation of a GenBank genome assembly. Lineage: Eukaryota; Fungi; Basidiomycota; Agaricomycetes; Russulales; Peniophoraceae.